Sphenostylis stenocarpa is the source of this 1035-nucleotide messenger RNA. NCBI's taxonomy places the organism in Eukaryota, Viridiplantae, Streptophyta, Magnoliopsida, Fabales, Fabaceae. The record is from the annotation of a GenBank genome assembly.
AUGGCAUUUGCAUUCUCAGGUUUCGAAGGCUUCGAGAAGCGCUUGGAGCUUCACUUCUUCGGGGACGACCCAGCCAUGCUUCAACUGGGUCUCCGAAAACUCGACUUUCAUUGCAUACAGCAAACCCUACAAGCGGUUCAAUGCACUGUGGUUUCAGCCGUUGGAAACUCCUACUUUGAUGCUUAUGUGUUAUCGGAAUCGAGUCUCUUUGUGUACCCAACAAAGAUCAUCAUCAAAACGUGUGGGACCACGCAGCUUCUGAAAUCCAUGACACCCUUGAUCUUCUACGCCCACACCCACCUCGGUCUCACGCUAUCCUCGUGCCGCUACACUCGCGGAAGCUUCAUCUUCCCAUUGUCACAACCCUUCCCUCACACGAGCUUCAACGACGAAGUGACCUACAUAGAAACCACGCUCCCUCCCAACUUAUGCUUCCGAAAAGCCUCCAUCAUGCCCUCCAAAUCAUCCUCCCACGCCUGGCACGUGUUCACCGCCACGAGUGACUCCCAUGCUCUCUACCACCAGAACUACACCAUGGAAAUCUGCAUGACCGACCUCGACCCCGUCCUCGCCAGGAACUUUUUUCGCCGCCCCGGAGACGGCAAAAGCGGGGACUCCGCCGGGAGGGAAAUGACGGAGCUGACGGGGAUCGACGGAAUCAACCCGCACGCGCUGGUGUGCGACUUCGCCUUCGACCCGUGCGGGUACUCGAUGAACGGCAUGGACGGGGAGUGGUACUCGACGAUUCACGUGACGCCGGAGGAGGGUUACAGCUACGCGAGUUUCGAGUGCGUGGGGUCCUGGUCGGGUGACGUGGACGUAGUCCACGUGUUGAGGAAGGUUGUGCAGAUUUUCCGACCAGGGACGAUGUCGGUGUCGACAACGUCGUUGGGGAACGAGGUGUGGAGAAAGGUGGCGGGUGCGGUGGAGCCCAUGGGGAUGAAGUUGAGGAGUUGCGCCAUGGACCAGUUCCCGGAUUCUGGGAGUGUGGUGUUUCAAACGUUUUCACCGCUUCGUCGGAAAAGUGGACAUUAG